Penicillium verhagenii is the source of this 201-nucleotide messenger RNA. RefSeq lists its product as uncharacterized. Lineage: Eukaryota; Fungi; Ascomycota; Eurotiomycetes; Eurotiales; Aspergillaceae. The record is from RefSeq and is a predicted model, not a curated record. The transcript has a single exon. The coding region runs from base 1 to 201 and encodes 66 amino acids.
AUGCAGGUUGAGAAACACAUUAUCUUGGCCGUAACCCCCUUGAAGUCUUGGCUUGCUGAAGCUAUCACCAAUUUUGACCUGAUGCACCUGGGCAGCGGAGAGCAUGCCGCGGUAUCCCUGGAGCGGAGUACGGUGUAUGGUGUACAGAGUAGGCUAUCGGCAGACUAUUUCAGCACUGCCCCCAACAAUUUGAAGGACUAG